CUCCCCUCCCCCCCCGCAGGGCUGUCACAGAGAUGGCAUCGAUUGCGGCGUCGCCCGAGCCGGGGGUGAGCCCGGUCUCCAUGGCGCUGGCCGAUGCCUUGGUCCCCGCCAGCAUAUUCGCUCCGGACCGGGGAGGAUGCGGGGACGAAACCGGGGACGAGUGCUACGACGACGGCGACCUGAUCAACGGCGAGCUGGAGCACCGCGGGGUGGACUUCACCAACAAGCUGGCGCUGGUGAGUCCGAACGGGGAGCAGUAUGACUCGUUACUGCGCCAGCUGCGAGACAGAAUGGAGGAGGGCUGUGGAGAGACCAUCUACAUGGUGGGCAUGGGCUCAGAUGGCGGCGACUGGGGUCUGAACGACACGGACAUGGAGGCCUCGGCGGCCACCGUGCGCUCCAUGUGCGAGCAGGUGGACGCGGACCUCAUCACCCUCCGGGAGCGCACCGAGGCCGCCGGCUUGGUGCGCGACUAUCUGAUCCGCCGGCGUGUGGGUGAGCUGGACUUCCUGGAGGUCAGGGUUGCAGUCGUGGGUAACGUGGAUGCUGGUAAGAGUACUCUGCUGGGAGUGUUAACGCACGGAGAGCUGGACAAUGGCAGGGGCUUUGCCCGCCAAAAGCUCUUCAGACACAAACACGAGAUGGAGAGUGGCAGGACCAGCAGUGUGGGCAACGAUAUCCUGGGGUUUGACCAGGAGGGACAGGUGGUCAACAAACCAGACAGUCACGGAGGAAGCCUGGACUGGACCAAAAUCUGUGAGAAGUCCUCCAAGGUCAUAACCUUCAUCGACCUGGCUGGCCAUGAGAAAUACCUCAAGACCACAGUGUUCGGGAUGACCGGACACCUGCCCGACUUCUGCAUGCUCAUGGUGGGCAGCAAUGCGGGUAUCGUGGGGAUGACCAAAGAGCACCUGGGCCUGGCCUUGGCUCUGAAUGUGCCCGUGUUCGUAGUGGUGACCAAGAUCGACAUGUGUCCAGCCAACAUCCUGCAAGAGACGUUGAAGCUGCUCCAGAGGUUGCUGAAGUCGCCCGGGUGCAGGAAGAUCCCCGUCCUGGUGCAGAACAAGGACGACGUCAUCGUCACCGCUUCAAACUUCAGUUCCGAAAGGAUGUGUCCCAUCUUCCAGAUCUCCAAUGUGUCCGGGGAGAACAUGGACAUGCUCAAGAUGUUCCUCAACCUGCUCUCCUCCAGGACGUCGUACCGCGACGACCAGCCUGCUGAGUUCCAGAUAGACGACACGUACUCCGUCCCGGGAGUGGGGACCGUAGUGUCGGGGACCACCCUGCGCGGACUCAUACGUCUGAACGAUACGAUGCUGCUGGGGCCGGACCCCUUGGGCAGCUUCAUCCCCAUCGCGGUCAAAUCCAUCCACCGCAAGAGGAUGCCCGUGAAGGAGGUUAGGGGCGGCCAGACGGCCUCCUUCGCCCUGAAAAAGAUCAAGCGCUCGUCCAUAAGAAAAGGCAUGGUGAUGGUUUCCCCGAGGUUGUGCCCGCAGGCCACCUGGGAGUUUGAGGCCGAGAUCCUGGUGCUGCAUCACCCGACCACGAUAUCCCCCAGAUACCAGGCCAUGGUGCACUGCGGCAGCAUCAGGCAGACGGCCACCAUCUUGUCUAUGAACAGGGACUGCUUACGUACCGGCGACAAGGCUUCAGUCCACUUCCGCUUCAUCAAGACCCCCGAGUACCUGCACUGCGACCAGAGGCUGGUGUUCAGGGAGGGACGCACCAAGGCCGUGGGCACCAUCACCAAGCUGUUGCAAUCCACCAACAACUUACCAUCCAAUUCCAAACCGCCGCAAAUCAAAAUGCAGUCCACGAAGAAGGCGCCGCCGCGGCGAGAGGACGGCACCGCGGCGGCCGGCGAUGACGCGGCGGCACAGUCAGCGGGCUCGAACGCCGCCCAACCGGGGGAGGGAGAUGAAGAUCCUCAGAUAAAAGAGGGCAACAAAGAGAACAAGCCAAAGUCCGGAGGAGGUGGAAGGAGACGGGGGGGCCAGAGGCACAAAGGAAAAGGCCAGAACAGCAGCACCAACUCCACAGCGGCUCCCUCCUCAGGAACAGGAGGAUCCUAGACCCAAGUGUCUUCAAGGGGAGAAGUGUUGCAGCCAAACACUGCGCCUCAUCACUCACGCCCUUUUCACACCUGCUUCUACGUUUUAUUUCAACUUAUUUAUUUAAAAAAAAAAAAAAGGGAACACAAAGGAUUACAUCCUAAACCAAAAUACACAUCGAAUGCAUUUUAAUGUCAGCUGCCUUUCACUAUUUGUAAUGGUUUGGCUGAUGGAGAGCGGUGUGGUUUGAGCUUAGCCUCACUGAGGGGGAGGAUUUAUUUAAUUUGUCUAUGAAAUGUACAGAAGCUAAACAGAAACGGUACCAACAUGAGCAGCUAUACGUGAGACUCCAUUCAAUAUUCCCCGUGUACUAGCAGUGGAAAACAAUGUACUAUUUAUACUGCGUAUGUAAAUUCAAUGUUAGUUGUGCUGUGAUUGGAAAGGCUCCGUUGUACAAAAUGUAUGCAAAUAAUAAAUGAAUGUAGCUGAA
Gasterosteus aculeatus aculeatus (three-spined stickleback) is the source of this 2541-nucleotide messenger RNA. RefSeq names its product GTP binding protein 1 (gene gtpbp1). Gene Ontology annotation, molecular function: GTPase activity; translation elongation factor activity; GTP binding. The record is from RefSeq and is a predicted model, not a curated record. Gene Ontology annotation, biological process: translational elongation. Lineage: Eukaryota; Metazoa; Chordata; Actinopteri; Perciformes; Gasterosteidae.